Molecule: messenger RNA, 651 nt
Organism: Morchella importuna
Lineage: Eukaryota; Fungi; Ascomycota; Pezizomycetes; Pezizales; Morchellaceae
Exons: 5
Coding region: 1-651 (216 amino acids)
Source: RefSeq, a predicted model, not a curated record
AUGGAGACCCCCCAUGCACCCCCAGAUACAAUGAAAAUCAAUGAUCUCCUCAAGGAUGACGAAAUUGUGUUUCGAGGCCGUUGUGCAUCAAGAAUUCCCAUCAUUAUCGUAACUGACUACUCGUUUUUACGUGGCGAGUUUGAUAAAAUGAGUGAUGAUCCCAUCAAUGACGAUAACGAAUCGGAUGUAUCAAUGGACGAACAAUCUAAGGAGAAAGACUCUUGUUGCUCCUCCCCGACGAGCAUCUAUUCGCUUCUAGCGUCGUCAGAUGGUGGUGUCCCAGUAUCUAGUAGCACCGUUCGUUCAGACUCCCUUUCAGCCUCAUAUAGACAUCUAGUAUCGCCAAGUAAGGCAUCAACAAUUGAGGGAACUAGAAGUAGUAGAUACUCUGGGGGUGGUGAUGGCGGUACCGCCUCGUCCGGUUCUAACUGCCCGCAGCAGGGAGGUGAGGGCAGCAAAGACCGCAAGUCUAAAGACGGCAAUGUUCACGACAGGGUCUUACUGCUUAUCGUCGAAGAUUAUUUUGGGACACCAGCUUCCGCCACAGAUGUGCUCAAAGAGCGAAUCCAGAUGUGGAUGGUUGAUGUUGCAGCUGGGCCCCACGCCCUACCGCACUACGAUCCGGAAAUCCUUGAGCCCUGUUCUAAAUAA